Molecule: messenger RNA, 2361 nt
Organism: Gadus morhua (Atlantic cod)
Lineage: Eukaryota; Metazoa; Chordata; Actinopteri; Gadiformes; Gadidae
Gene: wdr25
Product: WD repeat domain 25
Exons: 6
Coding region: 656-2224 (522 amino acids)
Molecular function (GO): protein binding
Source: RefSeq, a predicted model, not a curated record
CUGGGGAUAACCUUUACUUUGAAAACAAUCUAUCACAUGUGGAGAGGGUUAUCUUUGCGCAUCGGUCUUGCGUGUUACAUUUAUAACAACAACGCAGUGUUUUUUAGGUGCACUGACUUUCUCUGCGUAUCUUUGCUUAUUGUAUCUUUCAUUUCGGCUCCUCGUUGAGAAGUUACUAGUCAGACAUGGCGGAGUGGGAUCUAUAUUGGUUUGUGGAAUCCAAACUUCUCUGUAAUAAUUUGUCACCCUAGAUCGAUAACAUGCGUUUAUGGUUGCAUAUUUUCGUCCUUCUAUUGGAUAUUAAUGGAUAUUAAUAGAUUACAACCCAUCGUAAAAAUCCACUUCCUACAAUGGGUAAAGGUUGGUUGUCGUUUCAUAUCCAAGGUAAUAGAUAGAAUACCUAAUAAUAUCACUCGUAAUAUACCAUGGGUGUAGGUGGUAGAUAACCCACAGUUCAGUCUAAAGCUGCAAACUACCAUGGAUGUAUAAUAUAAACGAAGUAGCAAGGUCCAGUAAAAUAUUACUGCAAUGCAAUACUCAAAGCGAACAGCGGGCGUCGCUCUCUAGUUUCAAAACAGAGUACCCAAUAGGAGCAGUAGGCUAUUAGUUCAGGCGUACUAUUCAAAGCAUUUUUCAAACUUAUUUUCUUUGGGAAAUGGAGUCACUGGUGGAUUAUGAGGAUUCCGACUCGGAUUGCGAGUCUUCUAACACACUGGGCUGUAGCAGACAAUUGAAACAAAAUCAGGACAUGACGGUUUCGCGUCCCCUUGGGCUUAAACCCACCGAAUCACACCCUGAGAAUAUUCAUGGGACAUCAAGACAUGGCAGAAUUCCCUCAGUACGGACGGAUUUGGGUUCAGCCCUAGUUAAAAGUCACAUCUCUACAGAAGGCCUACCUGCACUGCCUGAGGGCCACAUUGGCUGGGAAAGACAAUAUACCCCUUCUUACAUGGAUAAACCAUUACUGAACAUUUCUUCUAGAGUAGCCAUUGCUUCGCCAGAUUCCCUUGAAAAGACGACCUCACAACAAACCUCCUCUGGGCCAUCCCAAAUCAUCAAUCAACACAAAUCCUCAGACACUGUUAAAAGACCCCAGCAUGUGUCCUCUGGGAUCCGGCCCUACAUCUCAAAGCGACAGAGACUUGGGCCUACCUCUGCAUCCGGGGAUAUGUCCUCAAAGCAGUCUGUCGAGGAGGCUUCCACGAAACAGACCAGAUGUGUCCUGAGGCUUUCAGAGGUGUGUGAGAGGGUCAAACCGUACCUUCUUGAAAAGCCGGGCGCUGCGGGCAUCCCAAGGAGGCUCCUGAGGGGUCUGGAGGGUCACGAGGGCCCGGUGAACACAAUCCACUGGUGUCCAGUGGCCCAGCUCAGUCACCUGCUCCUGUCUGCCUCCAUGGACAAGAAAGUGAAGGUUUGGGAUGCAGUGGAGAGCGGCCAGUGUCUUGGGGUGUAUCCGUGCCACGCCGAGGCGGUGCGGGACGCCUGCUGGACCCCCUGCGGGCGCCGCUUCCUCUCGGGCUCCUUCGACAACAAGGCGGCCAUCACUGAUGUGGAGACAGGGCAGCAGCUGGUGAAGGUGGACAACCAGUUCAAGGUGAUGUGUGUGGCGCUCCAGCCCUGCGAUGAGCACGUGUUCCUGUGUGGAGGCUACAGUCCCGUCGUCAAGGCCUGGGACGCUCGCGUGUCCAAGGCGGUGAAGUUGUACAGUGCGAGCAUCCAGCAGACCUUGGCCAUCUUGUUCCUGAAGGGCGGGCGCGAGUUCAUCACCAGCACGGACUCUGUGAGCCGGGACUCGGCUGAGCGCACCCUGAUCGCCUGGGACUACCAGACGACGGCCCGGCUCUCCAACCAAAUCUUCCACGAGAGGUACACCUGCCCAGGCCUGGCUCUCCAUCCUACAGGGGACUGCUUCUUGGCCCAGACCAAUGGGAAUUACAUGGCCGUUUUCUCCUCCCAGAGGCCCUAUAGGAUGAACAAGAGGCGGCGCUAUGAAGGACACAAGGUAGAGGGCUACGCCGUGCAGUGCGAGCUCUCUGCGGACGGAACCGUCCUCGCCACCGGCAGUUCCUCAGGCUCCGCCCACUUCUACGACUACCAGAGCACCCGCAUGGUGCACACGCUGUGCGCCCACAGACAGCCCUGCCUGCGGGUGGCCCAGCACCCUGUGCUGCCGUCCACCGCCGCCACCUGCGACUGGGGCGGAGAGGUCAAGGUGUGGCACUGAGAACACGGCCGAUUGGCUCAAUGGGUUUCAACCGAGCGGCAAGGACCAGGAAGUAGAUAGGAAUGAUUUUUUUUGCACUGGAUUUGAUUGCGGCUUGUUUUCGUACAUGAAUAAAUGCAGAGGAACAUUUUAAACAA